Hordeum vulgare subsp. vulgare (domesticated barley) is the source of this 3680-nucleotide messenger RNA. Its product is annotated as pentatricopeptide repeat-containing protein At4g31850, chloroplastic. Lineage: Eukaryota; Viridiplantae; Streptophyta; Magnoliopsida; Poales; Poaceae. The transcript has 2 exons. The record is from RefSeq and is a predicted model, not a curated record. Bases 196 to 3474 code for a protein of 1092 amino acids. Gene Ontology annotation, molecular function: protein binding.
CAUAAUCCAUUCUUUUUCUUGAAGGGAGGGGGGAAAAAACAUCCUCGUCGUGUGGCUUUCCGGUGAGGUUUGGUUCCUCCUGGUUCGUUAUCUCCCCACCGCCUCCCACCGCCGUCCCCGACCUCCAUUUCCACCGCCGUCCCCGACCUCCAUUUCCACCGCCAUCGCCAGGGGAACGGCGGGCGGGCGGGCACCAUGGAGCUCUGCUGCUCGGGAGUCGUAAGCGGCGGCGGCGGCGUCGCGGCCGGUGCCGGGACACCUCGGGCCCAGAAGCCCAGGAGACCUCCCGGGUUCCUGGUUGCCCCGCCCAGGAGGCGGCCGAGCAGCCGCGCGGGCUGCCGCCAGCUCGCGCCGCCGCCCUGCGAGGAACGGGUGAGCCGGCCCGGCGACGCGGGGAACGUCGUCCACAUGCUCAGGUCGGCCGCCGCCGCCGACCCGGAGGAGGCCCUCGAGCUGUUCCUGUCCGUCGCGCGGCAGCCCAGGGUCGUCCACACCACGGAGUCGUGCAACUACAUGCUGGAGCUGAUGCGCGCCCACGGCCGGGUCGGGGACGUGGCCCAGGUGUUCGACCUAAUGCAGAGGCAGAUCAUCAAGGCCAAUGUGGGCACCUUCUGCACCGUCUUCGGGGCGGUCGGCGUCGAGGGGGGCCUCCGGAGCGCGCCGGUGGCCCUGCCGGUGAUGAAGGAGGCCGGGAUUGUCCUCAACGCCUACACCUACAAUGGCCUCAUCUACUUCCUCGUCAAGUCUGGGUUCGACAGGGAGGCCAUGGAUGUGUACAAGGCCAUGGCGGCCGAUGGCGUGGUGCCGACUGUCAGGACCUACUCUGUGCUGAUGCUAGCGUUUGGGAAGAGGAGGGACGCCGAGACUGUCGUUGGGUUGUUGGGUGAGAUGGAGGCUCGUGGAGUGAGGCCAAACGUGUACAGCUACACCAUCUGCAUCCGGGUUCUCGGACAAGCUGGAAGAUUAGAGGAGGCGUAUAGAAUUCUUCGAAAAAUGGAGGAAGAGGGCUGCAAGCCGGAUGUCGUCACCAAUACUGUGCUUAUACAGAUUCUCUGCGAUGCCGGUCGACUUGCUGAUGCCAAGGACGUAUUUUGGAAGAUGAAAGCGAGUGAUCAGAAACCUGAUAGAGUGACCUACAUUACUCUCCUGGACAAGUGCGGCGACAGUGGUGACUCGCGGUCAGUAAGUGAAAUAUGGAAUGCAUUGAAAGCUGAUGGGUAUAAUGACAAUGUCGUAUCUUAUACUGCUGCUGUGGAUGCAUUGUGCCAAGUUGGGAGGGUCGAUGAAGCCUUAGAUGUUUUCGACGAGAUGAAACAAAAGGGUAUAAUACCUCAGCAGUAUUCAUACAACUCCUUGAUAUCUGGAUUUCUUAAAGCUGAUAGGUUUAACCGUGCUCUAGAGCUGUUCAACCAUAUGAAUAUUCAUGGUCCUACUCCAAAUGGCUACACACAUGUUCUGUUCAUAAAUUACCAUGGAAAAUCUGGCGAAUCUCUGAAAGCACUUAAAAGAUAUGAGCUUAUGAAGAGCAAAGGGAUUGUUCCCGAUGUUGUUGCUGGUAAUGCUGUUUUGUAUGGUCUUGCUAAAACUGGGCGGCUGGGAAUGGCAAAAAGGGUCUUCCAUGAAUUAAAAGCUAUGGGGAUUUCUCCAGAUAAUAUCACCUACACGAUGAUGAUCAAGUGUUGCAGCAAGGCAUCGAAUGCUGAUGAGGCCAUGAAGAUCUUCGCUGAAAUGAUCGAAAACAGAUGUGCUCCUGAUGUUCUUGCAAUGAAUUCUUUGAUUGAUAUGCUGUACAAGGCAGGCAGGGGAAAUGAAGCCUGGAAAAUCUUCUAUGAACUGAAAGAAAUGAACCUUGAACCCACCGACUGUACCUACAACACACUUUUGGCAGGAUUAGGAAGAGAAGGUAAAGUCAAGGAGGUAAUGCAACUGCUUGAAGGAAUGAACUCUAACAGCUUUCCACCUAAUAUAAUAACGUACAACACUGUUCUGGAUUGUCUCUGCAAAAAUGGGGAGGUGAACUAUGCACUGGACAUGCUAUACAGUAUGACGAUGAACGGUUGCAUGCCUGACCUUUCAUCUUACAACACUGUGAUGUAUGGUCUUGUUAAAGAGGACAGAUUGGAUGAGGCAUUCUGGAUGUUUUGUCAGAUGAAAAAGGUUCUUGCUCCAGAUUACGCAACAGUGUGUACUAUCCUCCCGAGUUUUGUGAGGAGUGGAUUAAUGAAGGAAGCUCUGCAUACUGUUAGAGAAUAUAUUCUUCAACCUGACUCUAAAGUGGAUAGAUCUUCGGUCCACUCACUAAUGGAAGGGAUACUGAAGAGGGAUGGCACAGAAAAGUCAAUUGAGUUUGCCGAAAACAUAGCAUCAAGUGGCCUUCUUCUGGAUGAUUUGUUUUUGAGCCCAAUAAUUAGGCACCUCUGCAAGCACAAGGAGGCUCUAGCGGCACAUGAACUCGUCAAAAAGUUUGAGAAUCUUGGUGUUUCGCUAAAAACUGGGUCAUAUAAUGCUCUUAUUUGCGGCCUUGUGGAUGAAGACCUGAUUGAUAUCGCUGAAGAGUUGUUCUCUGAGAUGAAGAGACUCGGAUGUGACCCUGAUGAGUUUACUUACCAUUUGAUUCUGGAUGCCAUGGGGAAGUCGAUGCGAAUUGAGGAUAUGCUGAAAAUUCAAGAAGAGAUGCAUAACAAGGGAUACAAAUCAACUUAUGUUACCUACAACACAAUCAUUUCAGGUCUUGUAAAAUCAAAAAUGUUGGACGAGGCUAUAAACUUGUACUACCAACUGAUGAGCGAAGGCUUCUCUCCCACCCCAUGUACAUACGGUCCUCUUCUUGAUGGGCUGUUGAAAGAUGGAAACAUAGAAGAUGCAGAAGCUCUUUUUGAUGAGAUGCUGGAGUGUGGAUGCGAACCCAAUUGCGCCAUCUACAAUAUUCUGCUAAAUGGAUAUCGAAUAGCAGGUGACACAGAGAAAGUUUGUGAGCUCUUUGAGAGUAUGGUGGAGCAGGGGAUAAACCCAGAUAUAAAAUCAUACACAGUUGUCAUCGACACCCUCUGCGCAGAUGGGCGGUUGAAUGAUGGCCUGUCUUACUUCAAACAGCUUACAGAUAUGGGGCUUGAGCCUGACCUCAUCACCUAUAACUUGCUCAUACACGGCCUAGGUAAAUCUGGAAGGCUAGAGGAGGCACUCUCCCUCUACAAUGACAUGGAGAAGAAAGGAAUCGCCCCGAACCUGUACACGUACAACUCACUGAUCCUCUACCUGGGCAAAGCAGGGAAGGCCGCGGAAGCCGGCAAAAUGUAUGAAGAACUGCUGGCGAAAGGCUGGAAGCCCAAUGUUUUCACAUACAACGCCCUUAUCCGGGGGUACAGCGUCUCUGGCAGCCCUGAAAACGCAUUUGCGGCCUACGGUCGGAUGAUAGUUGGAGGGUGUCGGCCUAACUCGAGCACCUACAUGCAACUUCCAAAUCAAAUGUUGUAACUAACAGGUUAGCUACUGGAUGAACUGUUUUCUGUAUAGUCCUGUUCUAUAAUUGGAGAAAUGAUCAACCGUAGAUAGUAAUCAGCAGCGGCGCAUCCGAGGGUACUCCUAGAUCGCAUUCUGCACUAAUGUUACGUUUUGGCUGGCAGAAAUUUAUGCCAUACAUAUGCAGUUUACGGGGAUCGUCUUUGCCCUCUUCACUUUCA